AUGAGGAGAUUUUUGGUUGAGUCAGAACCAGAACCACCUCCGCCUAAUGUGGUUAAUGAGUUUAACCCAAAUGAGAUUGUGCGUGAUCCAGGUCAUAGGAAACAAAUUAAUGAGUAUGCUCCGGAUAUUCAAGAUCAAGUGAGGAGGGCAUAUAUAUUGAAAGGUCCAAUGCAACCAGAAUUGCCAAGCUUUCCUCGUACUCCAUCUGGAAGUGUUAAAAAAGCAUUUAGUAAAUCAUGGUAUAAGAAUUAUACAUGGUUAGAAUAUAGUGAGAUCAAGGAUGCAGCUUAUUGUUUUUAUUGCUUUCUCUUUAAGAAACCCGGGAGGGCCGAGCACUUUGGUUUUCAAGUCUUCACUAAAAGCGGAUAUAAAGAUUGGAAGCAUGCAUCUCAAGGCUUGAAAGAUCAUGUUGGUAGUCAUAAUAGUUUUCACAACUCAUGUGUCAAGCACUACGAUGAUUAUAAUAAUCAAAGACAAAGUGUGGCAAGUAAGUUUGUUAAAGCAACCAACGAAUCAGAAGAAUUGUAUAAGAUUCGUUUAACUUGUUCUGUAGAUUGUUCAAGAUAUCUCAUUGCACAAGGCAUGUCUUUUCGUGGCCAUGAUGAAUCCUCUAUUUCUCUAAAUAAGGGCAAUUUUAGAGAGAUGGUAGAUUGGGUAAAAGUUAAGAAUGAACAAGUGCAAGAUGCUUUUGACCAUGGUGGAAAAAAUUGCACAAUGAUUUCCGGUGAAAUUCAAAAGGAGCUUGCAAUGUGUUGUGCACAUGAAGUUACCAAGGUGAUUUUGGGAGAGCUUGGUGAUAGACAAUUCUCCGUGCUUAUUGAUGAGUCACGUGAUAUAUCCGUCAAAGAGAAAAUAGCGGUGAUGUUAAGGUUUGUGAACGAUAAAGGGAAUGUUGUGGAACGAUUUAUUGCUCUACAUCAUGUCAAAGAUACGACAUCUGAGUCAUUAAAGGACGCUCUUUAUGGUAUUCUUGAUAAGUACACGUUAUCUAUUUCAAGGAUACGAGGCCAAGGAUAUGAUGGAGCUUCAAAUAUGAGAGGUGAAUUUAAUGGUUUGCAAAGAAAGAUUCUAGACGAAAACCCUUAUGCUUUCUAUGUCCAUUGUUAUGCUCACCGUUUGCAAUUGGUUGUUGUGUCUGUUGCUAGUAGUUGCUCAUCUAUUCAUGAUUUCUUUAAGUACAUCUCCUUGAUUAUGACCACAACAAGUGCAUCUUGUAAGAGGAGGGAUGCUUUGACGGAGGCACAACACCAAGAUAUUUUAAAUAAACUUGAGAGUGGUGAGAUAUUUAGAGGAAAGGGGCUUGCACCAAUCAUCUAG
Molecule: messenger RNA, 1317 nt
Organism: Lathyrus sativus (Indian pea)
Lineage: Eukaryota; Viridiplantae; Streptophyta; Magnoliopsida; Fabales; Fabaceae
Source: the annotation of a GenBank genome assembly